Armigeres subalbatus is the source of this 1946-nucleotide messenger RNA. RefSeq names its product syntaxin-7 (gene Syx7). NCBI's taxonomy places the organism in Eukaryota, Metazoa, Arthropoda, Insecta, Diptera, Culicidae. Gene Ontology annotation, biological process: intracellular protein transport; vesicle fusion; vesicle-mediated transport. Gene Ontology annotation, molecular function: SNARE binding; SNAP receptor activity. The record is from RefSeq and is a predicted model, not a curated record. The coding region runs from base 489 to 1316 and encodes 275 amino acids. The transcript is spliced from 8 exons. Gene Ontology annotation, cellular component: synaptic vesicle; endomembrane system; membrane.
CUGUCACAGAGGGAAUUUUUGCGUGAGAUUUUUUUGUGAACGGGAACAGCAAAAUAACAGGAGAAAAAUUGAAAUUAGUAUCAUAUACUGCAGUGCUCGCUAAGAGUGAAAAACGAAACUCAUCCUACUGAGUGGUGCAAGAGUGUAAAAUCGUUUUAUCAGUCGUAAAUAUCGCAGAGGUGUUAUCAGCAGCUUAAAAUUGUAAACAGCAGUAGCAGCUAAUUCCACGACUUCGAGUCGGGGACGGAACGGGAAUCUCUAUCCGCAUACACAAAGAGGGCCUUGAAGAACUUGUGAAGUGGUUAUCAAUAUUUCCAGCUACGGAGUUUGUUACGUAUUGGAGGAAGCACCAGCUGUUACAAGAUUUAAUCCGUUCGGAAGGGUUGACUAAGAAACGGUGUCUGGUUUGGAAGUGUGAUUCUUUUAGUUACUCAUACUAAGACAGGCGAAUCAGCAGCAGACUCGUUGGACAUAUUCAGCUGAGGAAGAUGAGUUAUUCCUCGUUUGAAAACAAUGGGACCGGGUCGAAUUCGACCACAAGCGAAGCUGACUUCCAAAAGCUGGCACAGACGAUCGCCACUAGCAUCCAAAAAAUCCUGCAAAAUGUUUCAUCUAUGCAAAGAAUGGUUAACCAGUUCGGAACAGCCCAGGAUUCGCCCGAGUUAAAACAGCAGCUUCACCAGAUUCGAACCUACACCCAGCGGCUGAUCACCGAUACGAACAACCUGUUGAACGAUCUGGUCAACUGCAAGGAACGGCAUCUGAAAAUUCAACGGGACCGUUUGGUCGAUGAGUUCACGGCAGCGCUGAAUGCAUUCCAGAAGGUGCAACAGAAGACGGUUGAUUUGGAGAAGAAUGCCGUACGGCAAGCACGGGGUGCGCACGUGACCCUGAACAAGCCGCCGGGCUCCAACCAUUCCAGCAUGGGUUCCUCCGCCAACUACAACAAUGCGUCGAUGUUCGAGGACAAUUUUGUGAGCGGUCAGCGGGGACAGACGCAGGAACAGUUGCAGGAGGAGAUCGAUCUGCAGGCACUGGAGAAUCAAGAGCGAACCAUUCGGGAGCUGGAGGAGAACAUUGUGAGUGUUAACGAAAUCUACAAGAAGCUUGGUACGUUGGUUUAUGAGCAGGGCCACCAGGUGGACUCGAUCGAAGCGUCGGUAGAACAAACGAGCGUUUUCGUGUCCGAAGGAGUGCAGCAGUUGAAGCAGGCCAGCCACUAUCAGAAUAAAGCCCGCAAAAAGAAGCUGAUCCUGGCGUUGAUAGCGGCGGCCAUCCUGGCGUUUAUUAUUCUAAUCAUUAUCAUACGUCAUUAGAAGCGGCGACUCCUGUGAACUAUUACACUCCGACGUAGCGCGGUUAGGCUUAGUUUGUAUAUGUACCUAUAUUUACCAAGACACAGUUAUUGGAAAGAUGCAAAUGGGAAGGAAUAAAACAAAGUGUAAUAUUUUGACACACUACAUUUUCUAUUCAUAUUUAACGAAUCUAAACUUACUACAAUUCGGUUUCUAGUGCUUAUUUGUGUCCUACUUGCUAAACUUUUAUUCCUUGGUGCAAAAUUUGCUGAAAAAUGAAAUGUGUUCCGAUGGGCUCCUAUCGGAAUGUGAUAAUAAGGUAAAGCAGAUGAUUACCACAGAUAGAAAAGAUGAAUCAAAUUGAGUAAAAUGGUAAUUCCUAUGUAAAGUGACGUGAUCUUUGUUUUGUUUGUAGCUUUCGAAGAUGAUUUGAUAUUAUUCAAAAAAAUGUACUACUUCUAUUAUUUAUACACAUGUUCUAAGCGAUACGGUCUUGUAUUAUUACUUAUCUCAAUCACGACUGUUCUAAUAGGCAAAGAUAAAUUAGUACACACGCAUGCAAAAUAGAAAUCCUAAAUAAAUAGUUUAUAAUUUAAAGAUGAUACAAUUAUAAUACAUAAAAUACAUCCAAUCGUCGAAGAUCCAACGAAA